Messenger RNA from Phycodurus eques (leafy seadragon), 1791 nucleotides. Its product is annotated as sodium- and chloride-dependent GABA transporter 2-like. Gene Ontology annotation, cellular component: membrane. The record is from RefSeq and is a predicted model, not a curated record. Bases 1 to 1479 code for a protein of 492 amino acids. Gene Ontology annotation, biological process: sodium ion transmembrane transport. NCBI's taxonomy places the organism in Eukaryota, Metazoa, Chordata, Actinopteri, Syngnathiformes, Syngnathidae. The transcript has 12 exons.
AUGGAGGAGAGGGGCCAGUGGAGCAACAAGGUGGAGUUCAUCCUGUCCGUUGCAGGCUCCAUCAUCGGCCUGGGCAACAUGUGGCGCUUCCCGUAUCUCUGUUACAAGAACGGAGGAGAAAAUUGCGUGGAGUUCCAGAGGAGAAACACCUCCAUCAACCAAACACUCUUCCAAAAUGCUACCUCUCCGGUCAUGGAGUUCUGGGAGAGACGAGCGCUGAGGAUCUCGCCGGGGAUCGACUGCAUGGGCUCGCUCAACUGGGACCUGGUCCUGUGUCUGUUCAUCGCCUGGGUCAUGUGCUACUUCUGCAUCUGGAAGGGGGUUAAAUCCACAGGAAAAGUGGUCUACUUCACAGCAACGUUCCCCUAUCUGAUGCUUAUCGUGUUGCUGGUGAGGGGACUCACCCUACCUGGUGCAGGAAUUGGGAUUCAGUUUUACCUCUAUCCUGAUUUGGGACGUCUGGCAGACCCACAGGUCUGGAUGGAUGCCGGGACGCAAAUCUUCUUCUCCUAUGCUAUUUGCUUAGGCUCCUUGACAGCUCUAGGUAGCUAUAACAAAUACAACAACAACUGCUACAGAGACUGCCUGGCGUUGUGCUUUCUGAACAGCGGCACGAGUUUCGUGGCUGGAUUUGCAAUCUUCUCCAUUUUGGGUUUCAUGUCUUAUGAGCAGAACGUUCCCAUCUCGGAGGUGGCGGAGUCUGGCCCGGGUUUAGCCUUCAUUGCUUAUCCACGUGCUGUGACAAUGAUGCCCUUCUCUCCCCUGUGGGCCGCCCUCUUCUUCAUCAUGAUCGUUUUUCUUGGGCUGGACAGUCAGUUUGUGUGCGUGGAAAGUCUCGUGACCGCCAUCGUCGACAUGUACCCCGCCACCUUCCGCCGCAAAAACCGUCGGGAGCUCUUCCUCCUUGCUGUGGUCUUCCUCUCCUUCCUCGUGGGCCUCAUCAUGCUCAUGGAGGGUGGGAUGUACGUCUUCCAGCUCUUUGAUUACUACGCUGCUAGUGGCAUGUGUCUUCUCUUCAUGGGCCUUUUUGAGACCGUUUGCAUUGCGUGGGUCUACGGCGCCGAUCGCUUUUAUGACAACAUCGAAGACAUGAUUGGCUACCGUCCUGGGCCUUACAUCAAGUACUGCUGGAUGUUCUUCACCCCGGCCACAUGUAUUGGUACCUUUGCCUUCUCCCUCAUUAAAUACACACCGCUAAAAUACAACAACGAGUAUGUUUAUCCGUGGUGGGGCUAUGUGAUUGGCUGGCUACUGGCUCUCUCCUCCAUGGUCUGCAUCCCCCUGUGGAUGGUGUAUAAGAUCAGCACCACCCAGGGGACGUUCAGGGAGCGCAUCCAGCUGCUCAUCACGCCAUCUGAGGACUUGCCCAAAACCAAGAGAGAGCAGGAGAGGUUGCUGGCCAUUUUUGCUCCGGAGGGAGACUCCAGCAGGAAUAAAAACGGCUACCGUCCCGUGUCGGAGCAAGACUCCAGCCUAUGAGGCACCAGCGGAGCUACAGAAGUGGAUUUUGGUUCAAUUUCAAGAGCCGAAUAGAAUAACACUGAGACAGCUAAAUCACUAAUAGCUUGCUUGUGAAUGCAGCCAACUAUCUCGAUAUCCAAUAGCUCUACGUAGCGCCAAAGCACUAUUUGUAUUAUAUUAUUGUAUUAUCAUAAGUAAAUAAAUAUAAUAAUACAUUUUUGUCCUUUGUAUUUACGAGUACGCCAUUUUAUUUUAUGAAAUAUGCUGCAAAUAUGCAUUGUCAAGAUUACUGUGCUCACUGCUGUAGAACUAAUAUGUCAGUGUAGUCUU